This is a messenger RNA of Podospora pseudocomata, 588 nucleotides long. RefSeq lists its product as uncharacterized. The transcript has a single exon. The coding region runs from base 1 to 588 and encodes 195 amino acids. The record is from RefSeq and is a predicted model, not a curated record. Lineage: Eukaryota; Fungi; Ascomycota; Sordariomycetes; Sordariales; Podosporaceae.
AUGGCUGAGCUCACCAACGACAACCCCAAUAGACCGCUCUUUUUCUACUUGACGGGUGCUGCCUACGGCGAGUUCUCUCAGUGGUACAGCUGCCACUUUAGCGUUUCCGUCGACGAAAUCUACUCUGUAACUACCAAACCACCCCCAGGCGACAUCGAUGGAGCCCAAAAACUAGAGUUCAAGACCGCCGAACAGUUCAUGAUGUACCUCAAAGCGGUGCAGUUCGAGGACCUCGCCAUCGCAAAGAAGAUCCUGGCGACAUCCGACCCAAAGGCGCAAAAGAGACUGGGAAGACAAAUAAAAGGCUUCAACGAUGCUGAAUGGGAUCAGAUCAAGCAGGAUGUGGUGGUGAGAGGGAACCUGGCCAAGUUUGGGCAGAACGAAAGACUUCGAGGAGUGUUAUUGGGGACAGGCGUUAGAGAGUUGGUCGAGGCAGCAAGCAACGACCGGAUCUGGGGAAUUGGCUUCACUGAGAAGCAAGUGGUGGAGGGGCCGGUGGAUAGGGAGUGGUGGGGGGAGAACAGACUGGGGAAGGCCUUGAUGGAGGCUAGAAGAAGGCUGAGGGGGGAGGACAAGGUGCUGGGCUGA